Molecule: messenger RNA, 3246 nt
Organism: Loxodonta africana (African savanna elephant)
Lineage: Eukaryota; Metazoa; Chordata; Mammalia; Proboscidea; Elephantidae
Gene: ZNF132
Product: zinc finger protein 132
Exons: 3
Coding region: 509-2689 (726 amino acids)
Biological process (GO): regulation of DNA-templated transcription
Molecular function (GO): DNA-binding transcription factor activity, RNA polymerase II-specific; RNA polymerase II cis-regulatory region sequence-specific DNA binding
Source: RefSeq, a predicted model, not a curated record
AGCUGGAGGAAAUGGUGUCACAGUAGUGGUGGGUCCUGAACCAAUCAAGACUCAGACCAGGGGCCUUCAGCGCGGACAGAGCGUGUAGAACAGGACUUCCGUUGUCGCCCUAGCCGUCCCAGUUUUGCGCCUUGCUGGUCCGUUCGCAGGCGACCACAGGAACUGACCCUCGGAUCAGGGCUGCCUUUCCUGGAGGCCUUAAGGGCUGAGAAGAGAGCAGGGGAAAGGCCCGGGCCCCUCACUGCGCCUUUGCAGGCACCGUGAUUCCCGGCGAAUGACUCCGCCUCCGUGAGCCUCAGUUUGUCGUCUGUGGAACGGGGGCCACGAGUCUCCGGAACCUCCGUAGUUGCCUUCAGUCACCGUGGUCCUGCCUGCUUCUUUGGCGUAUUUUAACCCGAAGAAGACUGAGGUUUGGACUGCAAAAGUCAGCCCGAGGUCACCUGGCCCAGUAGGGGAGUGGGCGUUCGGUUGAGCCCACCGGACCGGUCGGGAUCUCCCCCCCCUCCCCAUGGCCCCACUCCACCCACAGGUUCCCGUGGGGUUGGCAGCAUCGCUGAUGGAUCCGGUGCAGCCCACCUGUCAGCCCCCUGGCUCAGCUGUUCCAUCAUUGCACAGCCCAGUGACCUUUGAGGAUGUGGCUGUGUACUUCUCCCGGGAGGAGUGGGGGCUCCUUGAUGUUGCCCAGAGGUACCUAUACUAUGAUGUAAUGCUGGAGACCUUUGAGCUCAUGACCUCACUGGGUUAUUGGCAUGGAAUAGAGGAUGAAAAAUCGUCUCUGAAGCAGGGUGUUUCUGUAGGAGUGUCACAGGUUAGAAUCCCCAAGACAGAUCCUUCCACCCAGAAGAUUGACAUGUGUGACAUGUGUGGCCCAUUCUUGAAAGAUAAUUUACACCUGGGUGAGCAUCAAGAAGCACACCCUGAAGAGAAAUCAUACAUGUGUGGAGCAUGUGGGAGAGACUUCUGGUUCAGUGUAAACCUUUAUCAGCAAAACAAGGAGCACAGUGGUGAGAAAGCUUUCAGAUGGGACAAGUACAGGGACGUGUUCGUGACAAGCUCUAAUAUCCACCUGUCAGAGAAGCCCUUCACUUGUGGAAAGCGUGGGAAGGAUGUCCCAGACAACCAUGUUCUCCAGCACCAGGCCAUUCCCAGCAGGGAGAAGCCACAUAGCACCAAGUGCAGGGAGGCCUUCCCACACAGCUCCAAUUUAGGGCAGCUCCCAGGACUCAGCAGCACUGGGUUAUUCCCAGGAAUCCAUAUUACACAGGGAUUCUCCAAGUGCAGCAACUGUGGGAAAGUCUUUCUGAAGAGCUCUGCCCUCCUCAACCACCUCAAAACUCAUUCUGAAAAGAGACCUUAUAGCCACCCAACAGGCAGAAAUUCCUUCCAGGAAAAUUCAGCCCUUGUUAACAACCAAAAAUUUCAUGUUGGGGAAACAUCCCAUGUGUGUAAGGAGUGUGGGAAAGCCUUUAGUCACUUGUCUAAACUGUGGAAGCACCAGAAAUUUCACACUGGAAUAAGAUGCUAUGGGUGCACUAAAUGUGGAAAAACCUUCAGCCACAAACUCACACUUGUACAUCACCAGAGAAUUCACACAGGGGAAAGGGCUUAUGAGUGCAGUGAAUGUGGGAAGGUCUUCAAUAACAGGUCACACCUCAUUCGACAUGAGAAAGUUCACACUGGAGAAAGGCCUUUUGAGUGCAGCAAAUGUGGAAGAGCCUUCAGCCAAAGCUCCAAUUUCAUUCGGCAUCAGAAAGUUCACACCCAAGUAAGGCCUUAUGAAUGUAACCAAUGUGGAAAAGGCUUUAGCCGCAGCUCUGCUCUCAUUCAACAUUGGAGAGUUCACACUGGAGAAAGACCUUAUGAAUGCAGUGAGUGUGGAAGAGCCUUUAGCAAUAACUCUAACCUUGUUCAGCACCAGAAAGUUCACACUGGAGAACGGCCUUUUGAGUGCAAUGAAUGUGGAAGAAACUUUAGCCAAAGCUCUCAUCUCCUUCGGCAUCAGAAAGUUCACACUGGAGAACGGCCUUUUGAGUGCAGCGAAUGUGGGAAAGCCUUCAGCAAUAACUCUACCCUCAUUCAGCACCAGAAAGUACACACUGGGCAAAGGCCUUACGAGUGCAGUGAAUGUAGGAAAUCCUUCAGCCGCAGUUCCAGCCUGAUUCAGCACUGGAGAAUUCACACUGGAGAAAGGCCUUAUGAAUGCAGUGAAUGUGGAAAAGCCUUUGCUCACAGCUCCAGUCUCAUUGAGCACUGGAGAGUUCACACCAGAGAAAAGCCUUAUGAGUGCAGUGAAUGUGGAAAAUUCUUUAGCCAAAACUCCAUUCUCAUUAAACACCAGAAAGUUCACACAGGAGAAAGGCCUUAUGAGUGCAGUGAAUGUGGGAAAUUCUUUAGCCGCAAGUCCAGCCUUAUUUAUCACUGGAGAGUUCACACCGGAGAAAGGCCUUAUGAAUGCAGGGAAUGUGGGAGAGCUUUCAGCAGUAACUCCCACCUGGUUCGUCACCAGAGAAUUCACACACAAGAGAGGCCAUAUGAAUGCAGCCAGUGUGGGAAAGCCUUCAGUGAAAGAUCCACACUUGCUCGUCAUCAGAUAGUUCACACCAGAGAAAGGACUUUUGAGUGUGGCCAAUGUGGGAAAAUCUUCAGCCGCCUCUGCAACCUUGCUCAGCAUAAAAGGAUUCAUACCUGAGUGGAGCCUUAUAAAAGUAGUCUUUGUGAGAAAAUCUUCAGAGAAGUCAAAGUCAAACUCUGUGCACCAAAACACCCACCCAUGUACAUGUACCGCUGAUGUGGAAAAGCCUUCAGAAGUCAAUUUGCCCUUUCUGACCAGCCCAGAUAACUGAGAAGAGCUGCCUCACCUGUGGAAUGUACUACAGAAGCCAUAACCUGUCUCCAUCCUGCCUGGAUCCAAAUUUUGCACGAGUCAUCUCCACAUGCACAGGGAAAUCAGCUCCCCGUGCCUCCCUUUCACUUUUCUGGAGGGAAUCAGGGUUUUCCUGGGCCUGUUGGAAUGGGCCUUCCCAUUGCCUCUGAAAGUGUUAGGUGAUGAACUGACCAAGGGGCCUCAAGGGAUAUCCCACUUGGGCUUAUCAGGAAAGUGCAUGUUUCUCAUGGAUGUGGUUAAGUAUGUAUGUAACCACAUGAUGUGUCUUCUUAGUCCACAAAGCACUCUUCCCUGGAACCACCUACCUUGGUCUGCUCUAUACUACGAGAUAAUAAAAACCUUAUUAAUUAAGUCACCGUUAA